UACAAUCCUACUUCUUGGAACUUCAAACCCAGCAGCUUCUCUUCGCUUAUGAACGACUAUCGCAUGUUGAACGGUGAUGGUUUUCGCAGCGGGAGAGCAUUUAACCGUGUGCCCUCAUUCCGUAACCGUACGUACAACAUACCGGUAAACAUUGAGAGAUCUCCCUCGGUACCGGUUCUCAGAACAACGGAACCUUACCGCCCAGACUGGACUUCAACAAUACGACCACACACUGACCGGAACACGCCCUUUCCAUCGGAACCGAGCUUGCCUGUCGAUAGAACUAACGUUAACGUCGAUGAAUCUGGAGGCGAUGACGUCGCAGCUGGUCGUGCUAAGGUCUCCUCCAUUGACGUAAUGAGCGACGAGAAUGGCCGAGCACACCACACGGAGAAAUACGAUCUUGUCCAGGCUGGGGGUCUGGUAGUGAGGAGGGGACAGACAUUCAACCUGGUUCUGCACUUCGACAAAAAGUUUAGUCUCAAGAAAAAUACCAUCCGACUCGUCUUCAAAGCUGGGCCAAAUCCAAAGCCCGGAAAAGGGACGCAUGUUCAGUGCUUGCUGCAGUCUGAACGGAGACCAGCUGGUCCCAGCGAAUGGACCGCUGUUCUGAAAGGAAGACACAAGGAAAAUAGCGCGAUUGUCAUGGUGACGCCACCAGCAGACUGCAUUGUUGCAGAGUGGCGUCUAACGGUGGAAAAUAUUGUACCCGACGAUGUUAAACCACGUGCCCUGAAGUAUACUAUGAAAAAGAGCAUUUUCAUUCUCUUUAAUCCUUGGUGUAAAGAGGACGAGACCUAUUUUCCGGACAUGAGCAAAUUAAACGAAUACAUUCUUAAUGACAGUGGGGUUAUCUUUAAUGGCGAUUCAAAGUACAUCGACCAAAAGCCAUGGUUCUACGGACAGUUUGAGUCUGAUGUACUGGAAGCUUCCUUGAUGUGUGUUCAAUUAGGAUUUGACUCUCGGUUCGGAUACGCCAUGUCUAACCCAAUCCGUGUGUCUAGAAUCAUAUCCAAAAUUGUGAAUGUCAAUCAGGAUAAUGGUGUGUUGGUGGGUAACUGGAGUGGCGACUAUGGUGGGGGAAAGAACCCGUCCUCUUGGAACGGAAGUGUGGUCAUCUUACAUCAGUUCCUCCAGUCAAGAAGGCCUGUCAAAUGGGGGCAAUGCUUCACCUUCGCCGGAGUUGUGACGACCAUUUGCCGAGCUCUGGGAUUGCCCUGUCGCACUAUAACGAACUUUUCCUCCGCUCAUGACACAGAUGGAAAUGUCAAGAUAGAUAUUUAUGUAGACGCCAACAGGAGGGAAGUGGUGCCUCCAAAUCAGGAAAGGGACAGUAUCUGGAAUUUUCAUUGCUGGAACGAAGUUUGGAUGGAGAGGCGAGAUCUUCCUCCUGGGUAUGGCGGGUGGCAGAUAAUUGACGCUACCCCUCAGGAAGAAAGCUCUGGUUUCAACCAGUGUGGUCCAGCCUCCCUUAAAGCUAUAAAAGAAGGCAGAUGCGAGCUGCUAUAUGAUACACCGUUUGUGUUUGCGGAGGUGAAUGCUGAUAAAGUGGUUUGGGCCCGCGGAGAGGGCGGUAAAUGGUCCAUUAUUUCAUUAGACCCAGCAGCAAUAGGUAAGAAUAUCAGUACCAAAGUUCCUGAUGGACUUCCCCUUAGAGGACGUGGAUCUAGAAUUCGCGAGGACAUCACAAAUGAUUACAAAUAUCCAGACGCGUCAGCUCGGGAGAGACUUGCGGUGAAGAAGGCAAGCCGUUCUCGUAAUAGUAGUGCACCCUACAUCAAUGAAAACAAAGUGGAGGACGUCCGAUUUCACGGUUUUGUGGACAGAAAUUAUGUUAACCUUGGACAGGACUUUGUCGUGAGUUUUUCGUUUACCAACACCGGAACACAAAACAGGACAGUCACGGCUAAGAUGGUCUGCGAGGCCGUCUUGUAUACUGGGCGGCGGCACCAAAAAAUCAAAGAACAGUCAUAUCAGAUACCUGUUUCACCUUCUUCAAAUGGAGAAAUGUCAAUGGAAAUCUCCGCCUCAGACUACAUGGACAAGAUUACAGAAAACGUUGACCUCAAAGUUUCCAUUGUGGCGGAGGUUCAGGAGACGGGUCAAAUUGUCUCCUGGGAAGACGACUUCAGGCUCCUUAAACCGGCAAUGGACAUCGAGGUACUCUCACCAUCUGUUGAAGUUAACAAGCCGUUCCAGUGUCAGUUAAGGUUCCGGAACCCACUGAAUACAAUUCUGAGGAACUGUUCUAUUAGUGUCGAUGGACCUGGAAUUGAUGGAGAAUUUGAUCAAAGAAUCAGCGAUGUAGCACCGAGAACCGAAUGGGUGGCGGAAAUGACGAUGACCCCUAGGACACCAGGCAGGAAACAAAUAACCGUUACCUUCAACAGCGACCAAAUCGACGAUAUCAACGGAACAGCUGAUGUUUUGGUGUCUACAAGAAGUCAUAAACAUGGAUAUAUGUUUGAUUGUUUAAACUAGAAAAAAUCCUGACAAAGUUGCAUAAUACAAAACUUUUGUUUGCAGGAUCUACAAUCAAGAUAUUUUUCGUAUAUUUUUCGUGUGAUAUUAAGUUCAAGAUCUAGUAAAUGAAAGGUGCCUACAGAAUUAUCAAAUUUGAGAAAUAAAUUCCUUUAUUGAUGCUUUACAA
Molecule: messenger RNA, 2650 nt
Organism: Saccostrea cuccullata (small rock oyster)
Lineage: Eukaryota; Metazoa; Mollusca; Bivalvia; Ostreida; Ostreidae
Product: annulin-like
Exons: 15
Coding region: 49-2481 (810 amino acids)
Biological process (GO): peptide cross-linking
Molecular function (GO): protein-glutamine gamma-glutamyltransferase activity
Source: RefSeq, a predicted model, not a curated record